Messenger RNA from Piliocolobus tephrosceles (Ugandan red Colobus), 2546 nucleotides. It is a transcript of the gene RNF135, whose product is annotated as ring finger protein 135. The record is from RefSeq and is a predicted model, not a curated record. NCBI's taxonomy places the organism in Eukaryota, Metazoa, Chordata, Mammalia, Primates, Cercopithecidae. The transcript is spliced from 4 exons. Gene Ontology annotation, cellular component: cytoplasm. Gene Ontology annotation, biological process: regulation of innate immune response. Bases 647 to 1768 code for a protein of 373 amino acids. Gene Ontology annotation, molecular function: protein binding; ribonucleoprotein complex binding; ubiquitin-protein transferase activity.
CACUCAACCUUGAAUGCACGUCAGAAUCACCUGAGGGAGGUUUUAUGAAAUAUCCAUGCUCCACCGAAGACAAUGAAAUCAGACUCCCUGCGAGCGGGGCCCGAACAUCAACAUUUUUGAAGAUGCCCCCUGUGGCUGUGCAUCGGUGAUCUUUAAUCCCUUGCUACUUGUUAGAGGACCUGAAUGACGCCUCGUGGGCUCAUUCUCAUAAAUGAGCUCCUGAAUGCAGUCCUCUCCUCCCGAGAGUUGUCGGUGUUGCAUCUUUUUGUUGUUUAUUUAUUUAUUUAUUAGCCAACGUUAGAAGACAUUCAACGGUGCUGCAUCUUAAUGGGGGGACAUCCAGCUAAAGCGAAUCUUGGAGACAUCCGCGGGUUCCUAGCGGCUCGCGGCAAGUUGGUUUCCCAGGGCAAGAGGCCGCCACUUAAGGUCAGCUCUGCCUUUCGAGCUGGGCAGUGGAGGCUCUAAGUCCGCUUUCAGCAGGACCGGAGGAAGGAGACUGGGUGGCCCCAAGGAAGGAGGGGAAAAGGCUGCUGAGAAGAGGAGGAGGGAAAGGGGAAGAGGCAGGGCGAAGGAGGAGCCUGAGGAGACGCGGUCGCGGGCGGGCUCGGCUCAACCGUGACAUCCGCGCCCCGGCUGCCUGGUCGCCAUGGCGGGCCUGGGCCAGGGACGAGGCUCCGCCGUCCCCGUAUGGCUAGCCGAGGACGACCUGGGCUGCAUCAUCUGCCAGGAGCUGCUAGAUUGGCCCGCCACGCUGCCCUGCGGCCACAGCUUCUGCCGCCGCUGCCUGGAGGGCCUGUGGGGCGCGCGCGGCGCGGGGCGCCGCUGGGCCUGCCCCACCUGCCGUGAGGGCGCCGCGCAGCAGCCUCGGCUGCGGAAGAACACGCUACUGCAGGACCUGGCAGACAAGUACCGCCGCGCCGCACGCGAGCUGGAGGCGAGCUCCGACUCUGCCCCUUGCCCGGGCCCCGGCUCCAGUCCCGACUUCAGCCUGACCCUCAGGCCCCGGCGCUGCCCGGCACUGCCGCGGCUGUUGAUUUCCGACACAGCUGCAGGGAAAAUCAGAGAUAUUCUCCGAGACCUAGAAGAAAUUCAGAAAAAAUUACGAGAAAACGUCACCCGGAAAGAGGCUUCUGAAGCACAAACGCAGGGAGAACUCCCAGAAGCCCCAUCUUCCUCCUCAUGCCCAUUGCCUGACCAGAGCCACCUUGCACCCAAGAGAGCUUCUCAGUUUGCUCAGUGGGCCAUCCAUCCAACCUUUAACUUGAAGAGCCUUUCCUGCAGCCUGGAGGUGUCCACGGAUUCCCGUACAGUGACUGUGUCUCACCGCCUACAGCCCUAUCGCUGGAGCUGUGAGAGGUUUUCUACCAGCCAGGUCUUGUGUUCCCAGGCCCUCUUUUCUGGAAAGCAUUACUGGGAAGUGGACACUAGGAAUUGCAGCCACUGGGCAGUUGGGGUGGCUUCCUGGGAGAUGAGCCGUGAUCAGGUCCUGGGAAGGACUAUGGACUCUUGUUGUGUGGAAUGGAAGGGGACUAACCAGCUCUCUGCAUGGCACAUGGUCAAGGAAACUGUCCUUGGCUCAGACAGACCUGGGGUGGUGGGCAUCUGGCUGAACCUUGAGGAGGGCAAGCUUGCCUUCUAUUCAGUGGACAAUCAGGAGAAGCUUCUGUAUGAGUGUGCCAUCUCUGCCUCCUCUCCUCUGCACCCUGCCUUCUGGCUGUAUGGCUUACAUCCUGGAAAUUACCUGAUAAUAAAGCAAGUAAAGGUAUAAGGUUUCCUCAGGGAUUACAACACAGUGGUUUCCUGGUCUCUCUCCCUGUCAUCAAUCAGGGUAGUAACUUAAGAAUACCACUUUUAGCCAAGGGAUAUUUAAUAAAGGUGCACUUCCUUUUAACAGCAAAAAAAAAAAGAAUACCACUUUUAAGAAAAAUUACAAUAGAGAUUGGAUCUCACUAGGUUGCCCAGGCUGGUGUCGAAUUCCUGGCUUUAAGCAGUCCUCCCACCUCAGCCUCCCAAGGUGCUGGAUUACAGAUGUGAGCCACAACAUCUGGCCAAGAAUACCACUUUUGAAGUUAAUCCUUUUGUGUGAUACAGGAUGAACUUGGGAUGUUUGAACCCUGGACAUUCCAAAUAAAGGACAGGCCCCUGCCUGGCUCCUGGGAGGUAACCUCUAAGCCAUUAGAAUAUCCUGCCUGAUAAGAGUGUUUUUGUUUACCUGUGGGCCUUGGGCCAUGCAGUAUUAGUUUGACCUCACAAGGUCAAGCUGAGGAGACUAAGUCAGCCAUGUGGGCAGUGAAGCAAGCCUAUGUGACCAAUCCCCAGUAAAAGCCCUAGACACCAAGGCAUGGGUGAGCUACCCUGGUUGGUAAUACUUUGUGCACACAUCAUUGUGGCCACACAUCAUUGCUGGGAGAAUUAAGCAUUAUCCUGAAGACUCUGCCAGCAGAGGAUAAUUGGAAGUUCUCUUGGACCUUGCCUCCUGUGCCUUUGUUCAUUGCUGAUUUUAAUCUGUAGCCUUUCACUGUAAUAAACUGUAACCAUGAGUACAA